Messenger RNA from Bemisia tabaci, 3104 nucleotides. The record is from RefSeq and is a predicted model, not a curated record. Lineage: Eukaryota; Metazoa; Arthropoda; Insecta; Hemiptera; Aleyrodidae.
AAACACUUAUGUGCAUAGGUAGACUAAUGGCACAUACGUUGUUUUUUAACCGGGCCGGAGUUUAUAGGUCCAAAUUGCAAAAUGCAGUCCAUAUAGUUUGUUCAUCAUUUACCCCCUCAGUCUUAGAACCGUCUCCCGUGGUCCGGAGGCACCCACAUUAACCAACUUGAUCGCUCCAUACUCAUUGUAUCCGCUUUGUCCACGGCUUUGUCACAAGACAACACGUCGGAAAUGCUUAUAAUGAAAAAAUUCCUAACUAUUUCACCUUGCGAUGCCAUUUAGUGCUCAUAAGAAUCAAACAUCUAUCAGAAAAACCCCGUUUCCUCAGAUUACUCGAUUGACUUUUGAGGCUAUGUUAACAUGUUGAACCAAUCAAUAUCGAUACAACCUCUCCUAUUUGAUGUAUCGAAAACGAUCUAUAGCCUGCACAGUUAAAAAUUUUUCGGCAGUGACCGCACCCCGAAAGACUCGGCCUCUGGAUCAGAGAUUUUGGGUAUCGAAUUCCGCAAACCUGCGAAUUACUGACAAUUUGGCACAGUAUGCCGAGUUUUUGGCAGUUUUACCAACACACGGCAGCCGGGAUCGAGAAUUUCGACUCCAAGCGCCAAUUUUUAUGAGUGGAGGUAUUGUUAAACAUGUUGUAUUACGUGAUAAAAAUAUUCUAUUAUCAAGAAUGACGUCCAAGAUUGAGCUGAAAUAUUUUAAACUAUAAACAUGUUUAUCAUUAAAAAUUACGGCACUCCGAGGUUUUCCGCUUACACUGCAAUAUACUCAACAUUUGUGAGAUAUUGUAUUUAUAAUGUGACGAAAAUUGAGAGAUUUAAACAAGAGCUACAACGUAUGCUUUGAUUUUUCCUGGGCUCUUUGUACGCCCACAUUUUUUUCUCGGCUAAAGCAAGCACGUGGUUCUAUAUAUAAUUGAUAAAGAUUUGCACACAGACGCUGAUAUUAAUUGCAUGAGUGCAGUAUUCCAACUCCCACGACAAAGUUUGCAAAUUGUAGGCCCUUGUUUAUCUCAAUUGACCACUUUACCUACUUAGAAUUCUGAAAGCCACACUCAAAUGAUUAGAUACCAUGGCGUCAAGUUUUUUUCUUCAAGUUUUUUAGUUUUCUUUUAAAUCAGUAAUACAUCUACCUCUGAUCGGAAAAAGUGACAUUCUUCGUAUUAGUCAUGUUUCAGGGCCUUGGUGAGAUGCUGCAAACGUUUUUUCAUUUUUUUUUUAAGUUUCUAAAAAAGUAAACGACUUAGCAACCCCCAAUUUGAAAUCGAACAAACUUUUUUAAAUAGAAUGUAUGCCAAAAGUUUACCCACCCACUGACAUCCAUCUCUUAAAUUUUCAUAAGAUUUGAUAACUCUUUUUUUAGAAAGAGCCUCGUGUGUGGUAUUGGUCAUUACAAACGAUGGUAUUAAAAUAAUCUUGAAAUCUGAAAAAUUUUGAAAAAUAUAACAUUAGAACAAAAUCUAUUGAAAAUUCAGUGGUCGUUCAAAAAGUUAUUUCCAGAGGUAACUGAACAAUUAAUGGCAACUACCUUUUUUAAAACUAUGAGCAAUAGCUCUCGAAGCUCGCAAGGCAACAUACAAGCUCAUGUAUUUUUCAAAAUGCGGGUAACUCUUGUUUUGAGAAAUUUACGUAUGCAAUUUUCUCAUAAUUAUGCCAGGGAUCGUUUCCGGGUUUCACUAAACAUUCCUCUCUACGACCGCACGCUAAAUACCUAUGCACGUGCAUUCGUCCAUGUUUAAUGCAUUAAAAUUGAAGCUCUUUCCAUUCCGUCAACAAAUUUCUUUUGAGUGCGCUAAUCUGUGUGAUUCACACGGUUACAGUCUGAUUUCAAAGUGGAGCCUAGUUACAUUUUUCUUCGCUAGUUUUAAAGGAUACUAAAUAGGAAAGUCGGCCGGUAAGAAGUAACAACUAAAACACUAGAAAAUACUGUUCCAGAUAUACAAUCUGGAGAAAGUUCAUUGAAAUCAAUCAAAAUUCGUUGAAUUCACAAUCUUGUUGAUCCUACAAAAAACAGUUUAGCCGGCACCGCCGUGAUAGCGAAGAGAGCAGUAAGUGCCUUUCUGUAUGAGCCAUGAUUAGCACAUGCUUUAAUGUAUCUCGAGGCUCAUCUUAGCAUGAAUUUACUGCUCUCUUGCCUAUCACGGCAGCCCUUGACUGAAAUUGUUAUUCAUUUUUGUAUAUUUUAAAACAAACUACUGGAAACCUGGAAUAAUACCUAUUGUAUGUGCAAUAUGCAUUGAACCAUGUCUGUAUUUAAGUGAUAUUCAAGUAACAUUUCCCUAUUAUUUUCAUCGAUUUUGUUUAUUCUUUUUCUUCUUGACGAACAAAUAACAGAUAGAAUAAAAACUGAAUAUGGACUAUGAACUCUCAAGGAGGAAUUCAUAAUAUACAUCUUAAAAUAUGGUAAAACAACGGACUAUCGAAAAAAUUGGGAACGAUACAGAAUGUGGGAAAAUUUUGAAUACUUUCUUUGUCGGGGCGCUUCGUGAUGGGUAUGUCAAAGUAGAGGGGGUCGUUAUGCCCAGCGGGUAUACUGCGAUUGCUCAGCAAGUCUGCGACCUGGAGAUCCGAGAUGAUGAUAUUUUUGUCUGUAGCUAUCCAAAAUCAGGGACAACGUGGACACAAGAGAUGGUUUGGUGCAUCGCAAAUGAUCUCGAUUACAAAAGGGCUCAGAUAGCACAAAAUAAAAGAUUUCCGUUUUUGGAGUGCACAGGUUAUGCAAACUACGGCAAGGCGAGGAAUGAGUGCCCAGAAAUCGAAAUGGAGGAUUUUGUGACAGACUCACUAAAGUUUAUCCGAGAAUUGGAAUCUCCUCGAUUUAUCAAAUCACACCUACCGUUUUGCCUGCUUCCUAAGCAACUCACAAACUUUUCUACUGAAGCAAAGAUAGUUUACGUAUGCCGCAAUCCAAAAGAUGCAUGCAUUUCGCAGUACCAUUACAGCCAACUUUUUCUCGGCUACUCUGGAAAUUUUGAAAUGUUUUGUGAACUGUUCCUCAACGAUAUGCUGCCUUACUCCCCUUACUGGGACCAUAUUCGCACAUUUUGGGAGCAUAGAAACAAUCCAAAAGUGCUGUUUUUGACUUACGAGGACUUGAAAAAG